This is a messenger RNA of Capsella rubella, 1275 nucleotides long. RefSeq names its product monooxygenase 1. The coding region runs from base 1 to 1215 and encodes 404 amino acids. The transcript has 5 exons. Gene Ontology annotation, molecular function: FAD binding. NCBI's taxonomy places the organism in Eukaryota, Viridiplantae, Streptophyta, Magnoliopsida, Brassicales, Brassicaceae. The record is from RefSeq and is a predicted model, not a curated record.
AUGGAAGAAUUGGACAUAGUGAUAGUGGGAGGUGGCAUUGCUGGUCUUGCAACUUCACUUGCUCUUCACAGGAAGGGUAUAAAGAGCGUUGUGCUGGAGAGAUCAGAGUCUGUAAGAUCACAAGGAGCAGCGUUUGGUAUUCAGACUAAUGGCUGGCUUGCUCUUGAACAACUUGGUGUUGCUGAUAAGCUUCGUCUCAAUUCUCUUCCAAUUCCUCAGAUAAGAGAUGUUAUGUUCGAAAAAGGGAUCAAACGAAGGGAAUCAGUCGGGCUAGCGUCGUAUGGAGAAGUAAGAGGUGUAAUAAGGAAUGAUUUGGUCCGAGCUUUGGCUCAUGCUCUUCCUCUUGGAACUCUCCGGCUUGGUUGCCAAAUUGUGUCGGUUCAGCUCGACGAAACAACGUCGUUUCCCAUUGUACACGUUCAAAACGGAGAACCUAUUAAAGCCAAGGUUUUGAUUGGCUGUGACGGAUCAAAUUCUAUAGUCUCUAGAUUUCUAGGACUGAACCCGACUAAAGCCCUUGGUGCUCGAGCCGUUAGGGGGUUCACAAAUUACCCGGACGGUCAUGAGUUUCCGAACGAGUUUAUAAGAAUCAAGAUGGACAACGUCGUAUGCGGACGACUUCCUAUAACUCACAAACUCGUCUUCUGGUUUGUUGUUUUGCUCAAUUGUCCCCAAGAACUAGACUCGAACCUCGUAAAAAAACAAGAAGACAUUACAAGAUUGACACUAACAUCGAUAGGCGAAUUCUCGGAAGAUUGGAAAGAGAUGGUGAAGAACUGCGAUAUGGACUCUUUAUAUAUAAGCCGGUUAAGGUAUCGUGCUCCUUGGGACGUUAUGUCCGGUAAAUUCCGACGUGGCACUGUGACAGUUGCCGGAGACAGUAUGCACUUGAUGGGUCCAUUCUUAGGACAAGGAACUUCAGCUGCGCUCGAGGACGGUGUCGUCUUGGCUAGAUGCUUGUGGAGGAAGUUAGGUCAAAACAGUGUGAAUAGUAAUGUCUCUUACUCCGCUUCAAGGACGCAAUUCGAAGAGGCGAUUGAUGAGUAUAUUAGAGAAAGAAGAGGGAGACUUGUGGGACUCUCGACACAGACGUAUCUUACCGGUUGUUUGAUUGAAGCCUCGUCUCCGGUAAGGAAGAUCUUGUUUGUAGUUUUAUUGAUGAUUCUGUUUCGUGAUCGAAUUGGUCACACUCGAUAUGAUUGUGGCCGUCUAUAAAAUUUAUCAUACCAAUUUGAAUGCGAGAGAUUGUCUGAUUCUGUUUGCAAAUGUGUUGUG